Engraulis encrasicolus (European anchovy) is the source of this 3261-nucleotide messenger RNA. It is a transcript of the gene phospho1, whose product is annotated as phosphoethanolamine/phosphocholine phosphatase 1. The record is from RefSeq and is a predicted model, not a curated record. NCBI's taxonomy places the organism in Eukaryota, Metazoa, Chordata, Actinopteri, Clupeiformes, Engraulidae. Gene Ontology annotation, molecular function: phosphatase activity. The transcript has 2 exons. The coding region runs from base 670 to 1560 and encodes 296 amino acids.
CACACCAUGGUCUGUUAUUAAAGCUGUGCAGCCUUUUCUAUGGGGUAUGGACAGGAGCAGAGAUAUCCUCGUGGGUGUCGAUUCCUAGAGGGCACUUACACCUGUGCGCGCGCGCGCGCGUUUGUCACUUAAAGUACACUGGGGGGUCUUUUAUGUGAUUGAUUGAUUGAUUGAUUGGUGCGGACGAAGAUAUCGAUACUCUAAUCAUGUCAAGUUAAAACCGGUUUCUUCAUCAGUCAAAUAAUCUACACCGAAUGGAUAUGAGUGCCCCAUGAAAAGGGUGGAGCUUUGUGGAGAGCGCACGACAGCGGACGUCAUCCGGUUGCCUGAUGAAUGGUUUUGGUCGACUAAAAACACUCCCUGUAAUAUUUGAUCUUGGGCACAGACAGACGGACGCGGUGAGAGACGGCGGGAGGAGAUCAUAUGAGGGGGUGCGCGGAUGGGAACAGACAGAAGCCAAUCUAGAGAGUUGGCUCUGAAGAGGCGCUCCGCUGCGUCUGAGCGGGCAUAGAUCGAAACCAACAGAAUCUUUACUAACUCAGGCGCAACCAAAGUCACAGUAGCAGCUGCAAAGAAAUUAAUGAAUAACAAAUAGCAGUGCCCAAAGCAAAGGCAAAAGAAAAAAAAAGAUCUGUAGAAGCUGAAGCGAGGUGAAGUGAAGCCCACACAAUGAGUUGCUGUUUUGCCCCAGCCCACCCCUCGGCUGGCGAGAUCGACCCUGCCUCCUCGGCCCACUAUCGGCGUCGGCGCGGCGCCACCAACCACAACAUGGCCGAGCAGGGCGCACCCUCCACCGUGCUGCCCAACGACCGCCGCUUCGUCAUCUUCUUCGACUUCGACGAGACGUUGGUGGACGAGACCAGCGACGACAUGGUGGUGCAGGCGGCUCCUGGCGGCGUGCUGCCCGGGUGGCUGAAGGAUACCUAUCGGCCCAGCCGCUACAACGAGUACAUGCAGCGGGUCUUGGCUUACCUGGCCGAGCAAGGGGUCACCGAGAGCACCAUCCGCUCCAUCAUUGAGAAGAUCCCCGCCUGCCCCGGCAUCCUCGCCCUGCUGCGCUUCAUCCAGUCGCGGCCGGCGCGAGAUUUCGAGGUGGUGUGUGUGUCGGAUGCCAACACCUACUUCAUCGACGCAUGGCUGACCAAUGCCGGCGUCCGCCCGCUCUUCCUGCGCGUGUUCUCCAACCCCGCGCAGUUCGACCACCGCGACGGCGGGCAGCUGCGGAUGAAGCCCUUCCACGCGCACGAGUGCCAGCGCUGCCCCAGCAACAUGUGCAAGGCGGUGGUGGUGCGCGAGUACCUGACGCGGAGGGUGAGGGAGCGCGACGGCCGGCCCUACCAACGCGUGCUGUACGUGGGCGACGGGGCCAACGACUUCUGCCCGUCCACGACGCUGUCGCCCCGGGACAUCGCCUUCCCGCGCCGGGACUUCCCCAUGCACCGGCUCAUCCGGGAGAUGGCCGAGGCCCAGCCGGGCAAGUUCAAGGCCAGCGUGGUGCCCUGGGCCAGCGGGGAGGACAUCAUCAAUACCCUGAGGAAGGUGGUGGAGGAGAGAGGCUAGCCUGAUGAGGCCUUAUCGCACACACACACACACACACACACACACACACACACACACACACACACACACACACACACACACACACACACACACACACACACACACACAAAGGUGCCACUGUGAAAGUUUGGGCCACAAUAAUAAUGGGCUUAAUAUAGUAAUAAUAAUAAUAUAGUACUACCACCAUCUGAUCAAAACACACACACGUCACACACACACACACUACAUGGAGCCCAUGUGCAUAGACAUGUAAUAAAAUUCACAGACCAGCAUCUCUUUGUAAUAAUGAAAUUCAAACCCCACAUGAGCUAGGUGUUUCAUUCACAACUUAACUGGAGAAGCACAAAGCACAACAAGCCUAUCCAUCUGUCAGGUCUCCGCUCAUUUGUUUUAUGUGAAAACAGGGCCACCGACAGACUUGACUGGGCCCGGGACAAAAUCACCUGAAGAGGCCCCGAGCUCAAUACAUACAAUUUAAUGGGCACCCAAUUCUGUGCCCCCUUUUCUCCCUGGGCCCAAGACAACUGACCCAUUUGUCUCCCCGUGUUGGCGUGCCUGUGUUCAACUGACAGCAGGAUGAACAAACACGGGGCCCAUCCCUGCCAUAUUACAAGCUGUCUCAUUUACUGGCAGCGUUUUCACUGGUGCACUCAGGACCUCUGACAGCAUUUUGCCAGGGCCGGGACAAAGUAAUAUCAAAGAGCCCCCCUCACGCAAUAGAGUGUAAUGAGGACCCAGUUCUUGGGCCCCUCUCUCCCUAGAUCUAGGAUAACAUACCCGUUUGCGCCCCACCUGUCGGCUGCUCUGGGUACACUUACAAGCUUUGGGCCCAGCCAGGGACAAGAUCGUUGCUAGGCAAAUGAAUAUGAUUUUUAAGCAUGAGUGAACAUUAGCCAUAAAAGCUGGCCCCGAUCCUCUUUAAAACUGUCUGUAUGUGACACUUGUUGUCUCCAUUGACCUACUCUGUUAAUUGGUUUACAGGCUUGUUAACAGGCCCGUGAAAUUAGCCAGGUUAACAUUCAGCAAGUGGCUGGGUGUAUAUAGGCUACCCUGCUGCCGCAAGAUAAGUGUCAAGCGUGUGGGCGAUGGCUACCACGGAACAGAACAAGUCAUCGCUGUCACUAAGGAUAUCUGGGUGGAUGGGAUAACCUGGUGUUAAUCAAUCGUUCAGAAUCCUCAUUCAUGAUCCUACCUUGUUGUGUUGAUGUCUGCACUUACAUGAAGCAAUAUCUAAAUGAAGUUGAACAACAAUAACACCAUGCUGCCAAGUCAUUUCAGAUGCAAUAAGCAGCAUUUCUUUGCUCAAAGUAGACAAUGUCUUUUUUAUGUCAUUUUAUUGCAACUAUGAAAACCUAACCAUCUCUCACCCUUUAAUGAAAAUGAAUAAUUCUUGUGGUUUUGUUAUUAUUUAGAUAAAUGUCUUUUAUUUGCACAUGACUUCAUUGUUGGUUGAUUGACAGAAGUGGCUCAUGUCAGAUGUUGUGUGAGAACAUUACGGUAUUGUGCCUCUACUCUGUCUCUAGCUGCCUGUCUGUCUAGCUGCCUGUCUGUCUAGCUGUUCGUAUAAAAUUGCAUGUACUAUUUGUUGACGACAAAUUGUCAUUUUAUUUCAUUCUGUUAUGUAUGUUUGUCUCACCUUUGUGCCUUACUCAGGGUCUGUAUACAAGUGACCUCUUUCCAAAAGGAAUAAAGCCAUAUGAA